AAAUCACACUGCACCGUACCAACCCCCCUGAACCUUCCUGUGGGGGGUGAGUCCACUGGAAGGUACCAACCACCCUAAUCGGGAUUCGAACUUGCCCAGGAGGUGAACCCUGGGGUUGUAUUGUAACUUGUCCACUUUAUUUCACUUCAGCUCCACUUCCUGUCAUCUGCCGACAUCGUGACCAACAGAUGCUCCCACCAUUAGGGAAUCACAAAAGAGAUGGUGCCUUUUUUAUAACACUUAUUUCGGAGUACGUCAGAGAGUAAGAGAUGCGCCCAGGACAAAUAUCAGAGUACCACAGUUCUUCUGUAAGCCUGAUGUUCUGAUAAGCAGCAAUAAGGAAAUGGUGACUGAUUAACUCCAACAGACUUUACUCCCUUCAUUCACGUCUACACCCACCACUGUACGCUGCGUAUUUGUAUAGAAGUGGAUCCAGGUGAGCAGAGAUGAGCGACACCUCAGACGACGAGCCCGAGAUCUCUUUCAAAAUAAAGUUUCUGGGGCGAGUGGAAGUGGUCCGUCCUACUGGAGUGGAGAUCCUGGAAGAAGCUGUUCAGAGCCUCCAGAUACCUGAUCCAUACUCCUCAGAGAAGGUGGCCAAGAAGAGUAAAGUCCAUCUCUUCCUGUCACAGAAAGGAAUUGACCUCCUGGAACAUGAAACCAUGUUUCUGUUGUACCAAAGUCCUCUGUUCACCGUCUCCUUCUGCGCCGUCCUUCCAUCUUCCCCCAAAAUCUUCGGCUACGUGGCCAGACAUCCUGCAGCCGACACCUACCAUUGUUACCUGUUCCAGAGCAAGAAGUUUUCCCAUGUUGUGGUGUCAGCGAUUGGCGAUGCCUUCAAAGUGUCAAAUCAGGAUGAGGGAACCAAAGGUGGGCGAUACCUGAUCGUUGAGGCUCUCAAACAUAAGAAUAAAAUGCUGCAGAGAGAAAAUGAUGAACUAAAGAGGAGACUUGCAGGACAAACUGAGUAAUAACCCAGAAUAAGUCCAAUAACUUGACCAAUAAAUAAUAUUUAACAAAUAGUAAAUUUAUGUGCAAUUAUAACUGCAGACAUUUGUGAUAAAAAAGUAUUGUAUUGAAGAAAAAUUAUAACGUUGAAUGUCUAAUAAAAUGAACUAGU
Cynoglossus semilaevis (tongue sole) is the source of this 1120-nucleotide messenger RNA. Its product is annotated as PTB domain-containing engulfment adapter protein 1. Bases 447 to 971 code for a protein of 174 amino acids. The record is from RefSeq and is a predicted model, not a curated record. NCBI's taxonomy places the organism in Eukaryota, Metazoa, Chordata, Actinopteri, Pleuronectiformes, Cynoglossidae. The transcript is spliced from 7 exons.